AUGUCUGCGAUCACUGAAAAGCGACAACAUGUGGAGGAGGUCCGGGAUCAUGAUGACGAAGCCCAUACCUUCUAUCCAAUCGGACCCAAGCUCAUUCUCAUUACAAUCAGUCUGAUGCUGGCGGUAUUUUGUGUCGCUCUGGACAAUACGCCGUCGAAGAUCAUGGCCGUGGCCAUCCCACGCAUUACAGAUGAAUUCCACGCCCUCAAUGACGUUGGCUGGUACGCCUCGUCUUACCUCCUUACGACCUGCUCCUUCCAAUUACUCUACGGCAAGCUCUACACGCUGUUCCAGGUUAAAUGGGUCUAUCUAUCCGCCUUGUUUCUCUUCGAGCUGGGCUCCCUGAUCUGCGGUGUUGCGCCGAACUCGACUACCUUGAUUGUCGGACGCGCUGUCGCUGGUCUAGGCAGUGCUGGGAUGUUCACAGGGGCGCUGGUGACCCUGGCACAUACAGUCGAGGUAGAGAAACGGCCGAUCUUCUUCAGUAUGCUCGGGGGCAUGUACGGUGUCGCGUCGGUGGCUGGGCCGUUGCUAGGCGGAGCAUUCACCGACCACGCGACGUGGAGAUGGUGCUUCUACAUCAACCUCCCUCUGGGCGGCAUCACAGCCGCCGGCCUCCUCUUCCUCCUGAGACUACCCCCCAAGCAAAGAAGCCAGAAGACAUUCGUGGAUAUCUUCUUGGACCUGGACCCCAUCGGCACAGCCAUCUUCGUGCCUGCCAUUGUCUGCCUGCUGCUUGCGCUCCAGUGGGGAGGGGUGACGUACGAAUGGGCCAACGGGCGCAUCAUCGCCCUGUUCGUGAUCUUCGGCGUAGCGAUCCUUGCAUUUGUUGCGCUGCAAAUCGUACUCGGUGACAGGGCGACUGUGCCCAGCGGGAUUGCGCGUCAGCGAACGAUUGCCUUCGCCUCGUUCUUUGGCCUCUGCAUUGGCGGAUCCUUCUUCAUCAUGAUCUACUACAUCCCCAUCUGGUUCCAAGCCAUCCGCGGCGUCACAGCCGUCCACUCCGGCAUCGACUCCCUCCCCAUGAUCCUCUCGAACGUCGCGGGCAUCAUCCUAUCCGGCGGCCUCACAACAAAAUUCGGCUACAACGCGCCCUUCUUCAUCCUCAGCAGCAUCAUGAUGUCAAUCGGCGCAGGCCUAAUCACAACAUUCACAACGGACAUCUCGCAGGCGAAGUGGGUGGGCUUCCUCUUCCUCUACGGGCUAGGCGUGGGCUUCGGGUUCCAGCAGGGCGGCGUCGCCGCGCAGGCCGUGCUCCCUUUAUCCAAGGUCUCCAUUGGCACGGCCAUUGUCAUGUUCCUUCAGAUGCUGGGCGGGUCGCUUUUCGUCUCGGUUGCGCAGAAUAUCUUCACCAAGGAGCUGAUUGGUAACCUGGAGGCUCUGGAUAUCCCGGGGUUUUCGCCUGCUGAUGUGGUCAAUGGCGGGGCGACGAGCGUGAGGUCGAUUGUUGAUGCGGAGGUCUUGCCGCAGGUGCUGGUGGCGUAUAACGCGGCGCUGGUUAAGGUCUUCCAGUUGGCGCUUAUUCUGGGGUGCUUGAGUAUCUUUGGGGCUCUUGGGGUUGAGUGGAAGAGUAUGAAGAAGAACAAGGCGGAGGGAACUGCAGUGGCGUAG
This is a messenger RNA of Aspergillus mulundensis, 1611 nucleotides long. RefSeq names its product MDR family MFS transporter. NCBI's taxonomy places the organism in Eukaryota, Fungi, Ascomycota, Eurotiomycetes, Eurotiales, Aspergillaceae. The coding region runs from base 1 to 1611 and encodes 536 amino acids. Gene Ontology annotation, molecular function: transmembrane transporter activity. Gene Ontology annotation, biological process: transmembrane transport. The transcript is spliced from 5 exons. The record is from RefSeq and is a predicted model, not a curated record.